Chinchilla lanigera (long-tailed chinchilla) is the source of this 2490-nucleotide messenger RNA. It is a transcript of the gene Btbd9, whose product is annotated as BTB (POZ) domain containing 9. Gene Ontology annotation, molecular function: protein binding. Gene Ontology annotation, biological process: circadian behavior; adult locomotory behavior; modulation of chemical synaptic transmission. Lineage: Eukaryota; Metazoa; Chordata; Mammalia; Rodentia; Chinchillidae. The record is from RefSeq and is a predicted model, not a curated record.
GGCGGGGAAGGAGCAUGGACGGGGGCUGACGAGGGUCAAUUCCUUGGCCCCGGCGCCCUGGGAAGUGGUAGUGAGGGGCUGGAGGAGACUCGUAGUUCUGGAAGGUGGUUGUGUACGCGCACGCGCGUGUGUGUAGAGUGGUGUUUUGGGGUGGGUCUGCCAGGCUCCCAAACGGACAAGUUCCUGCCCUGAGGCGCGGUUGCCAGAGACGACUGGAGGCAGAGUCCAGGACCCCGCAAUGCCUUAGGGUGCGAGGGACUCCGGGGAUCGUCAGAGCCCCAGCCCUGUCCAGUCACCGAGUAGGAGUCGGUUGUUAUGGAGAGAGUUGUGAAUCAGUGCCUGCGUGCGCAUCAGACACACCCAUGACCUGGGGAAGGCGACCUGUCAGGGUAGACGCUACCUGUUGCCUGGUUUCCAGCCUCACGUGUCUGUCCUUGUGCUGCAUGUUAUUUCAUCAGUGGAGUUACAGAUUUUGAGGCUAAGGGGCUGAUAUCCGUCCUCACUCGUUAAUCCCUCAGAAACAAAUCUGCGGCUACAUUUUGCAGAACCUUUUAUACUUUGGUCGUUAUUAAGGCCGAGGAAGUUUGGAAACAUUUUUUAUUUUUUUCCUAAAAGCAGAAUGGGCUUGCUUUUUACCAGACAGAGAAUACAUAUUCUGGUCAACGUGUGAGGUGAUUUGGAGAAGCCAAAGUAUAAAGAUCAGCGACUACCGGUUUGACAAGAUGAGUAACAGCCACCCUCUCCGGCCCUUCACUGCAGUGGGGGAGAUUGAUCAUGUGCAUAUUUUGUCGGAACAUAUCGGUGCCUUGUUGAUUGGAGAAGAGUAUGGCGAUGUCACGUUUGUUGUGGAGAAGAAACGUUUUCCUGCCCACCGGGUAAUUUUAGCAGCCAGGUGCCAAUAUUUUAGAGCAUUACUGUAUGGUGGAAUGAGAGAGUCCCAGCCUGAAGCAGAAAUCCCUCUCCAAGAUACCACUGCUGAAGCAUUCACAAUGCUUCUCAAAUACAUCUACACCGGGCGGGCAACCCUAACAGAUGAGAAGGAGGAGGUUCUGCUGGACUUUCUAAGUCUGGCUCAUAAAUAUGGCUUUCCAGAGUUGGAGGAUUCUACUUCUGAGUAUCUCUGCACCAUACUUAACAUCCAGAAUGUCUGCAUGACUUUUGAUGUUGCCAGUCUCUACUCACUUCCCAAGUUAACCUGCAUGUGCUGCAUGUUCAUGGACAGAAAUGCUCAAGAGGUGCUCUCAAGUGAAGGCUUCCUCUCCCUUUCCAAGACAGCACUUUUAAACAUCGUAUUAAGAGAUUCAUUUGCAGCUCCUGAAAAAGAUAUUUUCUUAGCUUUGUUAAACUGGUGUAAGCACAACUCAAAGGAAGAUCAUGCUGAAAUCAUGCAGGCUGUACGUUUACCUCUUAUGAGCCUCACUGAACUUCUGAACGUUGUGAGGCCUUCGGGACUGUUGUCUCCUGAUGCCAUUCUGGACGCUAUUAAAGUACGGUCAGAGAGCCGGGACAUGGACCUCAAUUAUAGAGGCAUGCUCAUACCAGAAGAAAACAUUGCAACUAUGAAGUAUGGAGCCCAGGUUGUAAAAGGGGAACUGAAGUCUGCCCUCCUGGAUGGUGAUACUCAAAAUUACGAUUUGGAUCAUGGAUUUUCUAGGCACCCAAUUGAUGAUGAUUGCCGUUCGGGCAUUGAGAUUAAACUAGGUCAGCCGUCCAUUAUCAAUCACAUACGGAUACUCCUGUGGGACCGGGACAGCCGCUCUUACUCCUACUUUAUUGAAGUGUCAAUGGAUGAACUUGAUUGGAUCAGAGUGAUAGAUCAUUCACACUAUCUGUGUCGGUCUUGGCAAAAGUUGUAUUUUCCAGCCCGUGUUUGCAGGUAUAUUCGAAUAGUUGGGACUCACAACACAGUGAACAAGAUUUUUCACAUUGUGGCUUUUGAAUGCAUGUUUACAAACAAAAUCUUCACCUUGGAGAAGGGACUGAUAGUUCCCACAGAGAACGUUGCAACGAUUGCUGACUGUGCCAGUGUGAUUGAAGGAGUCAGUCGGAGCCGGAAUGCCUUGCUGAAUGGGGACACCAAGAAUUACGACUGGGAUUCUGGCUACACCUGUCACCAGCUAGGAAGCGGUGCAAUUGUGGUUCAGCUGGCGCAGCCAUACAUGAUUGGGUCGAUACGGCUACUACUUUGGGACUGUGAUGAUCGAAGCUAUAGCUACUAUGUUGAAGUUUCUACCAACCAGCAACAGUGGACCAUGGUGGCUGACAGAACGAAAGUCUCUUGCAAGUCCUGGCAGUCAGUGACUUUUGAAAGACAGCCUGCCUCCUUCAUCCGAAUCGUCGGGACACACAACACAGCAAAUGAGGUGUUCCACUGUGUCCACUUCGAGUGUCCGGAGCAGCAGAGCAUGCAGAAGGAGGAGAGCGGCGAGGAGCCGGGGACGGGGGACGGCGGCCCCGCGCCCCCGCAGCUGGACGCUGCCGCCCUGAGGG